This is a messenger RNA of Mustela erminea (ermine), 2232 nucleotides long. RefSeq names its product BRCA1 associated protein (gene BRAP). Lineage: Eukaryota; Metazoa; Chordata; Mammalia; Carnivora; Mustelidae. Bases 387 to 2132 code for a protein of 581 amino acids. Gene Ontology annotation, molecular function: nucleic acid binding; ubiquitin protein ligase activity; zinc ion binding. Gene Ontology annotation, cellular component: cytoplasm. The record is from RefSeq and is a predicted model, not a curated record. The transcript has 13 exons. Gene Ontology annotation, biological process: Ras protein signal transduction; protein ubiquitination.
GAGAUCCGUCUCAUUCCAUCCAUCCAAAAUAGGCCUCUCGGAUGUCAUCUCUGGGAAGCCCUCCCGGUCCCUCCCUCCCGGUGCCUUCCCACGGGCACUCUGUUUACACCUGGCGCGUCGCCCUCUCCACCCAGGGUUGGAGUCAAGUUGUGUAAGUCGCUCUCCUCCAGGCUUUGUGAAGGCAGCAGCUGGAUCCCAGAGAUGGUGACGGUUCGUGGUUUAAUGAAAUCGUUCCUCUUUGGGAGAAUUUCUGUUUAGGCGCCCUGCAACUCCAGUAGUGACUGUAGCUAAAGUCCGUACACUUCCUGUGUCGCAGCACUGGACUGAACACCUUGUGUGCAUUGUCGUCUUUCAUUAUCUUCACACCAGCCCUGUUAGCCGGGGAAAUGUCUGAUGAGGAAAUCAAAAAGAAGACACUAGCUUCAGCCGUAGCCUCUUUAGAAGGGAAGUCACCAGGGGAGAAAGCAGCAAUCAUACAUCAGCAUCUUGGCCGUCGAGAAAUGACAGAUAUGAUCAUUGAGACCAUGAAGUCCAAUCCAGAUGAGCUGAACGCCACAGUGGAAGAAAGGAAGUCUUCAGAAGCAUCUCCCACUGUACAGAGAAGUAAAAAUCCAAGUGUUGAAUGCAUAAACGCUGCUCCCGAUUCUCCAUCCAAACAGCUUCCAGACCAGAUUUCGUUCUUUAGUGGAAACCCAUCAGUUGAAAUAGUUCAUGGUAUUAUGCAUCUAUACAAGACAAAGUCCCCACUGGGAAACAGUGAACACUCAGGUCACCUUAUGGGAUCACACCUGUUGAAUAAGAUGACCUCCUUAAAAGAAGAUGUGAGGCGCAGUGCCAUGCUGUGUAUUCUCACAGUCCCUGCUACAAUGACCAGUCAUGACCUUAUGAAGUUUGUCGCCCCAUUUAAUGAAGUCAUUGAACAAAUGAAAAUCAUCAGAGAUUCUACUCCAAAUCAAUAUAUGGUGCUGAUAAAGUUUAGUGCACAGGCUGAUGCAGAUAGUUUUUAUAUGGCGUGCAAUGGCCGCCAGUUCAACUCAAUAGAAGAUGAUGUUUGCCAGCUGGUGUAUGUGGAAAGGGCUGAAGUACUGAAAUCUGAAGAUGGCGCCAGCCUCCCCGUGAUGGACCUGACCGAGCUCCCCAAGUGCACAGUAUGUCUGGAGCGCAUGGACGAGUCCGUGAACGGCAUCCUCACCACGUUAUGUAACCACAGCUUCCACAGCCAGUGCCUGCAGCGCUGGGACGACACCACGUGUCCCGUGUGCCGGUACUGCCAAACACCAGAGCCAGUGGAAGAGAAUAAGUGUUUCGAGUGUGGUGUGCAGGAAAACCUGUGGAUUUGUUUAAUAUGUGGCCACAUAGGAUGUGGACGGUACGUGAGUCGACAUGCUUAUAAGCACUUUGAGGAAACGCAGCACACGUAUGCCAUGCAGCUCACCAACCAUCGAGUCUGGGACUAUGCCGGAGAUAACUAUGUCCAUCGACUGGUUGCAAGUAAAACAGAUGGAAAAAUCGUACAGUAUGAAUGUGAGGGUGAUACCUGCCAGGAAGAGAAAAUAGAUGCCUUACAGUUAGAGUAUUCGUAUUUACUAACAAGCCAGCUGGAAUCUCAGCGAAUCUACUGGGAAAACAAGAUAGUUCGGAUAGAGAAGGACACAGCAGAGGAAAUUAACAACAUGAAGACCAAAUUUAAAGAAACAAUUGAGAAAUGUGAUAAUCUGGAGCAUAGACUAAAUGAUCUCCUAAAAGAAAAGCAGUCUGUGGAAAGAAAGUGCACCCAACUAAACACGAAAGUGGCCAAACUUACCACAGAGCUCAAAGAGGAGCAGGAAAUGAACAAGUGUUUGCGAGCCAACCAGGUCCUCCUGCAGAACAAACUCAAGGAGGAGGAGAGGGUGUUGAAGGAGACCUGCGACCAGAAGGAUCUGCAGAUCACGGAGAUCCAGGAGCAGCUGCGUGAUGUCAUGUUCUACCUGGAGGCACAGCAGAAGAUCAACCACCUGCCUGCCGAGACCCGGCAGGAAAUCCAGGAGGGACAGAUCAACAUCGCCAUGGCCUCGGCCUCCAGCCCCCCGUCUUCGGGGGGCAGUGGGAAGCUGCCUUCCAGGAAAGGCCGCAGCAAGAGGGGCAAGUGACCUCUGGGAAACAGACGUCCCUGAGACUGUUUUCCCUGGCGCGGCGGGGGUGCGCUGGGGCUCCAGUGUGAGGGUGGACCUUGAGCAAGUACAAGUGAGG